Molecule: messenger RNA, 2535 nt
Organism: Thermothelomyces thermophilus ATCC 42464
Lineage: Eukaryota; Fungi; Ascomycota; Sordariomycetes; Sordariales; Chaetomiaceae
Exons: 2
Coding region: 121-2319 (732 amino acids)
Biological process (GO): protein phosphorylation
Molecular function (GO): ATP binding; protein kinase activity
Source: RefSeq, a predicted model, not a curated record
CCAUUGCCCAAAGGGACGGACGGGGUUGCCGCUCUCUCUCUGGCACAGCAUCCCUUCCUACGCUCGGCAAACACCCCUGGACACUGCCGUCUGACGGCGUGCCCACAAUAAAAUAAAGCAAUGGCGGUCUCAUUGCUUGCGCCUCGCACGGCGCAGGCGUCUUCCUUAGAUACGUCGUACAACCCCAGCUCCAAUAAGUCGAGCCUGCAGUCGUCACCUCGGCAAUACCCUACCGAGUUGACACAUCCCAUCGUGGAGGAGGGCGAUGAGACAGACAGCGAAGCCGUAAUCGAGCCUGUCACCCCCGUCAGCGGCCGUCAGUCGCAGGAUUUCCACGCCCUCGCGAGCCCGGACGGCCACCUGGACGUGGCCCAUGAGCACUUCGCCUCUGAUCAGAGCGCAGCUGCCGCCUUCCCGCCCGUCCAGCAGGGCGCUGCACCCGGCGCCAAGCCGCCUCUUGUCGUCGCCGCCUCGGCUUCACCUCCGUCAAAACCGCCGAGAAGCCCUGACCACGGUCCCAGGGGCCCCCCUCCCUCGACACCCACACCGUCGACUUUCUCGGUCAGCGACGACGCUACCGGUCCCCCCCCAACCAGGCGCUCUACCUUUGGUUCGGCGUCGAACUUCAGGCGUACCAUGUCCAGCUUCCUGAGACGUGUCGGCUCCCAGACAGACAAGGCAGCGUCGUUCGGCGUUGUCGACGGCGCUUCCGCGUCCACUUUCAACCUGCUCGAGGCCGCUCAGCGCAAGGUGCCGAGCCGCAGGUGGUCAAUGCACAGGAGCUCGGCGACCACCCGCUCCAACACGCCGCCAUCGCCCGGCUCGCCCGUCGAGAUGGCCGUCAAGUCCAAGGAGGAUGCGUCGCAGCCGACAAUACCGUGCUCCGACGCAUUCUUCAACAACAAGAAGAAGUCGGGUGCAUCGACUGGCUUCUCCUUGCGUUCUCGCGCUGCUGCCGCGAAGGAGGAGCCUUCGAGACACGAGCUGCGGCUGAGACGGCGUGCCAGCAGUCUCGAUUAUUCGAAACAGGAGCGGCCCGUGCAGAGGGAGGCCGACAAGGCCAUUCCCAUGGAGCGGUCGCUCUGGGGGCUCCCGGCCGAGACGGGCACCGGCGUGAAGGCGCGCCGCAUGAGCUUGAGCUUGCCCGACGAUUUCACCGUGGACGUGAUCGAGCUCGCAUCCGAGUUCGAGUACCAGCACAAGCUGUUCGGCCGGCACGGCAAGCACCUGGGCAAGGGCGCCACCUCCAAGGUCACAUUGAUGGUGGCCAAGAACGGCGGCGAGCUGUACGCCGUCAAGGAGUUCCGGGGAAAGUCGUCGAGCGAGACGCGCGAGGAGUACGAGAAGAAGAUCAAGUCCGAAUACACGUUGGCCAAGAGCCUGCAUCACCCCAACAUCGUCGAGACAAUACGACUGUGCAUCGACCGCGGCCGCUGGAACCACGUUAUGGAGUACUGUGAGGACGGCGACCUCUAUACCCUGGUCAACAAGAAGUACCUCAAGGCCGAGGACAGGGAAAAGGACCGGCUGUGUCUCUUCAAGCAGUUGGUGACGGGCAUCCACUACCUCCACUCGAACGGCAUCGCGCACCGCGACAUCAAGCUCGAGAACCUCCUCAUCACCAAGGAGUCGCGGCUCAAGAUCACCGACUUUGGCGUCUCGGAGGUCUUCUCGGGCAUCCACCCGGGACUCCGGGAAGCUGGCGGCCAGUGUGGCAAGAACAUGGGCGAGAUAAGGCUCUGCGCGCCCGGUAUCUGUGGCAGCCUGCCCUACAUCUCGCCAGAGGUCCUCGAGAAGAAGGGCGAGUACGACCCGCGCGGCUUGGAUGUCUGGAGUGCGGCCAUCGUCAUGGUCAACCUGAUCUUCGGCGGGCCCCUGUGGCACAGGGCCGAAGUGCCCCCGAACGCCCCACCGCAGGAUACCUACGCCAGCCUGGUCCGCGGUUGGGAGAAGUGGACGCAGAAACACGCCGAUGCUACCGAGCCGGUUAUCAGCGACAUGGACUAUCCGCACGUGUUCGUCUUUGACAACUUCGUGAAGCCUCCGGCUCUGCGGCGCGUCCUCCUCCAGAUGCUCAACCCCGACCCGCAGAAGCGAAUCUCGAUCGCCAACGUGGUCAACAACCGAUGGGUCAAGAACAUUGAGUGCUGCCAGCCGGACAGUUAUGACGAGCCCAAUGCGGCCAACAUGAUCGACGCCUCCAAGAAGCCGGGCCAGAAUCGCGUGAGUGGCAAGAAGAUCUACUGCCACAAUCACCUCCCACCCCCGGCUCAUAACUCGCAUUCGCUGGGUAAGAUGCCCGGCAGCGCUGGCUACUGAAAUCAAGAAGUCACCCAUCCCUCGCAUGAACAACCGCCUCUUCGAAAGCCAACCUUGAUUGUCUUGGCUUUAUUUUUGCACCAACAACACUUUUUAAUUGCACACGACUACUUUUUCUUCUCUUUCUUUUUUCCCGUUAGGGGAAUAUGGGAGAGCCCUUUCAAAAAGAAAAAAAAAAAACAUCAAACGGCGUUACGAGGGAUCAAGGUGCAUUGG